Messenger RNA from Penicillium maclennaniae, 1104 nucleotides. RefSeq names its product alpha/beta fold hydrolase. The record is from RefSeq and is a predicted model, not a curated record. The transcript has a single exon. The coding region runs from base 1 to 1104 and encodes 367 amino acids. Lineage: Eukaryota; Fungi; Ascomycota; Eurotiomycetes; Eurotiales; Aspergillaceae. Gene Ontology annotation, molecular function: hydrolase activity.
AUGGCUACCCUUACACACCAUGAAGUCACAUACGCAGGCGAUAAGAAGAUUCAUUAUUUGGCAGCCGGUCCAGUUGAUGGGCCUCUGGUCCUCUUCAUCCAUGGAUGGCCAGCCACCGGCAUCACCUGGAAACCCCAGCUCGAUGCCUUUGCCGCAGUAGGCUUCCGAGCUAUCGCCCCGGACAUGCCCGGCUACGGACAAUCGACUGCCCGCCGGAUCGUGGAUGAUUACUGCCAAGAAGCGAUCGUGGAGGGGAUGAUGGCUCUGCUCGCCGACACGGGCCGCAUGGCUGCUGUCUGGGUGGGACAUGACUGGGGCUCUGCUGUGGUUUCCUCGGUCGCCAUCCAGCAUCCGCAAACCGUGAAGGCUGUCGUGAAUGUCUGUGUGCCAUACUCGACCAUCGAGCUUGGCUGGGAUGGCUUUCUGCCGUCGGUAAAUCGUGAAACCUACCCGGUGGAUCAAUACGAGUUCGGACAGUGGGAUUAUAUGAAACAUUACGAGGAGGACUUUGAAAAAGCCAUCGAAUGGUUCGAUAGUGACAUUGCUGGCUUCUGCAAAGCGAUCACGACAAGGCCAGCUGCGCUGCCAGAUCGCCAUACCCCUGUCAUGAUGGCUACGGUGCGCAAGAAUGGGUGGUUCAACGGCCUCCCGAAACCACCGAGCGUGGAAACGAUUGGCCCGUCAAUGCUUGCUGAGGACGUGUACGAGUCUUUCGUCAAGGACAUGCAGAAGACUGGUCUUUGGAGCGGCUCUGCCUAUUACUUGCACCAUAAGCGGAAUGCUGAUUACAAUGGAAGUCGCGACAGAACGUUGAAGCAGCCUGCAUUAUUCAUCCAUGCUACAUGGGAUCUGGUGUGCGAUACAAAGAGCUCGCGGCUUAUCGAACCCAUGAAAGAAGCUUGCUCGAAUUUGACAGAGGUUACCAUCGAAGCGGGCCAUUUUGUGCAGUUUGAAAAGCCUGAAGAGUUCACUGCUGCCGUGCUGAGGUUUAUAGUAGAGGAACUGCCGAGUGAGUGGCCUGGAUCCUUGGACAGCGAGUAUAGUAUACCAAGACCAAGUCCGAGUCUUAGCCAUGCUGGUUCGCAUCUACAAAGGAAACAUUAA